Messenger RNA from Syngnathus acus (greater pipefish), 6561 nucleotides. Its product is annotated as adenylate cyclase type 6-like. The coding region runs from base 434 to 4054 and encodes 1206 amino acids. Gene Ontology annotation, biological process: intracellular signal transduction; adenylate cyclase-inhibiting G protein-coupled receptor signaling pathway; adenylate cyclase-activating G protein-coupled receptor signaling pathway. Gene Ontology annotation, molecular function: adenylate cyclase activity. Lineage: Eukaryota; Metazoa; Chordata; Actinopteri; Syngnathiformes; Syngnathidae. The transcript has 24 exons. Gene Ontology annotation, cellular component: plasma membrane. The record is from RefSeq and is a predicted model, not a curated record.
CAGUGGUGCUCGGAGCCCGAGAGGGUCAGGGGGGAGGAGAUGCAAGGGAGUGGAGCAAGACGAUUCCAGGAGGCGAAACACAGGGUGACCACUUCAGCGGCACCGUCCGUGGACAGCUAGCCCCACCAAUGGUCCUCCACCCUGAACGCUCCCUCCGACUCCGAAUUGGCUUGUCCGCUGCGGUCGCGGAGAUGAUCACGGCCCUGAGAAAACCGUGGAGGUAGACUUGACAGCAGGGAACGGUCCUCUCGCAAACCUCUGUGCUUUGAUUGUCACCCGUCUCGUCACCGGGCAUCGACACCCGCAGCUUUGUGGCACACAUCCUGGCCCCAUCCGGUCACUCUCAGCCCUGUAGCGUGGCUCCGAGAACCCACUCACCCCUUCGAAACUUUGUAUAAAUGAGUGAGCCGGCUGCCAAGGAAAGGGCGGGGACAUGUACCAGAACCCCAACAGAAUGUCCUGGUUCAGUGGUUUCCUAGUCGCCAGAGUGGAUGACCGUAAGACCGCGUGGGGGGAGCGCAAUGGCAAGAAGUCCAAACGGAGGGGAGGCUCAUCUCUCUGCAACCCACGUUACAUGAGCUGUCUGCGGGAUCCAGAUGCUAUGGAGCCUCCCUCCGGGGCCCCCCUCCACCAGCCUCACCGUGGAGGGAUGGCGGGGGCCAUGGGGGGCGGGGGCAACUUUGGCGCCCGUUGCGGAUGGCAGGAGGACCACUACGGAAAGAGAGCCGUGCCACUUAGGGAAGGGGUGGGGCUGAAAUCCGUGGACUUGGACUUUGAGGACGGGGAGCUGAAGAGCCGGAAAGGCGGGUGCAACGGAGGAGGUGGCGACAUGGGAGACGACGGCGCCAACGGCGUGGUGACAGCUGCCGACUGCUGGCUCAGGGUGGUGCGGGUAUUCCAAUCGAAAAAGUUCCAGUCCCGCAAACUGGAGCGCCUUUACCAGCGAUACUUCUUCAGGCUCAACCAGAGCUCUUUGACCAUGUUGAUGGGGGUCCUCGUGAUUGUGUGCGGGAUCAUGCUGACCUUCCACUGUGUCCACGCCGCCCCUCACGUGGCCUAUUCGUCCGCCUUGUCGGUGGCAAUGGCGCUUUUCAUGGCUCUCAUGGUGGUGUGCAACCGCAACGGCUUCCAUCAGGACUACAUGUGGAUGGUCAGUUACCUGGUCAUUGGCGUCUUGGUGUCAGUCCAAGUGUUUGGGGUGCUCAUGGUGGCACCCCGCAGCGCAUCAGAGGGCAUCUGGUGGUCUGUGUUUUUCAUCUACAUCAUCUACACCCUCUUGCCUGUGAGGAUGAGGGCGGCGGUGCUGAGCGGAGCUGUCCUGUCCAUCAUACACGUGGUCACCACCUGGCAGAUCAACCAGGAGGACAAAUUCCUUUGGAAACAGGUGAGUGCAAACGUCCUUAUUUUCCUGUGCACCAACAUCAUUGGAAUCUGCACCCACUACCCUGCUGAGGUUUCCCAGAGACAAGCCUUCCAAGAGACUCGAGGAUACAUCCAGGCCAGACUGCAUCUGCAGAGGGAGAAUCAGCAACAGGAACGUCUGUUGCUCUCAGUGCUGCCAAGGCAUGUUGCCAUGGAGAUGAAGGCUGACAUCAACGCCAAGAAGGAAGACAUGAUGUUUCAUAAGAUCUAUAUCCAGAAACACGACAAUGUCAGUAUUCUCUUUGCCGACAUUGAGGGUUUUACCAGCCUGGCCUCCCAGUGCACGGCUCAGGAAUUGGUCAUGACACUCAAUGAGCUCUUUGCCCGCUUCGACAAACUGGCCUCGGAGAACCACUGUCUGCGUAUUAAAAUUUUGGGUGAUUGUUACUACUGUGUGUCUGGGCUCCCCGAACCCCGUGCGGACCAUGCCCACUGCUGCGUGGAGAUGGGCGUGGACAUGAUCGAGGCCAUCUCGUUAGUGCGCGAGGUAACGGGAGUCAACGUCAACAUGCGUGUCGGCAUACACAGCGGACGCGUCCACUGCGGCGUUCUGGGACUCCGGAAGUGGCAGUUUGACGUAUGGUCAAACGACGUUACGCUGGCCAAUCACAUGGAAGCGGGAGGCAAAGCAGGACGGAUCCACAUCACCAAGGCCACCCUGCAAUAUCUCAAUGGAGAUUACGAAGUGGAGCCAGGCUUCGGAGGCGAGCGGAACGCUUACCUGAAGGAGAACAGCAUCGAGACCUUCCUGGUCCUCGGUUGCAGCCAAAAGCGGAAGGAAGAAAAGGCGAUGAUGGCUAAGAUGCAGAGGACGAGAGCCAACUCCAACGAGGGACUGAUGCCACGCUGGGUCCCUGACAGAACUUUCUCCAGGACCAAAGACUCGAAAGUAUUCAGACAAAUGGGCAUCGAUGAAACCUCCAGUAAAGACAACCGCUGUGUUCAGGAGACAAUGAAUCCGGAGGACGAGGUGGAUGAAUUCCUGGGACGCGCUAUUGAUGCUCGCAGCAUCGACCAGCUAAGAAAAGACCAUGUUAAAAAGUUCCUACUCACCUUUCAAACCUCGAGUUUGGAAAAGAAGUAUUCCAAGAAAGUGGAUGAUCGUUUUGGUGGCUACGUGGCUUGCACGCUACUAGUAUUUUGCUUCAUAUGCUUCAUACAGAUUGUUAUUUUUCCACACACUCCGGUCAUGCUGGGAAUUUACAUCAGUAUCUUCAUCAUCCUGGCCAACAUCCUUUUCAUCUGUGCCAUAUAUUCUUGCAUUAAGCUCUUUCCUGCUGCAAUGCAGACAGUUUCAAAGAAGAUUGUCCAGUCUCGCACCAACAGCACUCUAGUUGGAGUGUUCACAAUUAUCCUCGUCUUCAUUUCUGCCUUCGUCAACAUGUUUGCAUGUGACACCAAGAGCUUAGUGGAGUGUGUUGCGGAGAAGUCCAACACAUCUGCAGCCAUGGUGACGCCCUGUGUGAUCCGCCGAUUGAAUGUGUCUGUUGAAGGAGGUCUGGAGAUCUGUCCCAGUCAAGGCCCCUCCUGCCCCUUUCCCGAGUACUUCAGCUACAGUGUGCUGCUGACGCUGCUGGCCUGCUCAGUGUUCCUGCAGAUCAGCAGCAUUGGCAAGUUGGCUCUGAUGCUGCUCAUCCAGCUCACAUUCCUGCUGCUGGUCGAGUGGCCACAAGUAGCACUGUUCGACAAUGCAGACCUCUUUGUCACCUCCAAUGCCAUUGAUCUAAAUGAAACAAAUACUCAGUGGUCCAGUUUCAAUGAAACUACAAACCAGUGCCCAUUUGUUGUGACCAAAGUGUCCCUGAGGGUCAUGACGCCAGUGAUCCUCACAGUCUUUGUACUGGCGCUGUACCUGCACGCUCAGCAGGUCGAAUCGACUGCACGCCUCGACUUCCUGUGGAAAUUACAGGCCACUGAAGAAAAGGAGGAGAUGGAGGAACUCCAAGCUUACAACCGUCGCCUCCUCCACAAUAUUCUGCCUAAAGACGUGGCUGCUCACUUCUUGGCACGUGAGCGGCGGAACGAUGAGCUCUACUACCAGUCCUGCGAGUGCGUGGCCGUCAUGUUUGCCUCCAUAAGCAAUUUCUCAGAGUUCUACGUAGAACUGGAGGCCAACAAUGAGGGAGUGGAGUGUCUACGUCUGCUCAAUGAGAUCAUUGCUGACUUUGAUGAGAUUAUCAGUGAGGAGAAAUACAGGCAGCUGGAGAAGAUCAAGACCAUUGGCUCCACCUACAUGGCCGCCUCCGGCCUCAAUGACUCCACCUAUGACAAAGAAGGUCGAACCCACAUUACAGCUCUGGCCGACUACGCCAUGAGACUGAGGGAGCAGAUGAAAUACAUCAAUGAGCAUUCCUUCAACAACUUCCAGAUGAAGAUAGGUCUGAACAUUGGACCAGUGGUAGCAGGAGUCAUUGGUGCACGGAAGCCUCAAUAUGACAUUUGGGGAAACACUGUCAAUGUGGCCAGCCGGAUGGACAGCACAGGCGUUCCGGACUGCAUACAGGUAACAACAGACCUCCACCAGGUGCUGGCAAGUAAAGGCUAUGUGCUGGAGUGUCGCGGGGUGGUUAAGGUCAAAGGUAAAGGGGAAAUGACAACCUACUUCCUCAAUGACGGGCCACCCAACAGUUAGCAGCCACGGCAACAGCAGGUUGCUAUACUGCAGGGACACAGCACCGCUGAGUGAGCACUCACUGGGUGAGCAAAUGGCUGAACCAACCACAAACGCCAUCACUUGAAUCCCAAGCCAGGAGGGGGAAAGUGGACGACAAAACAUGUCCUUGAAGAGAGGAAAAAAAUGUCUCACGUGACAGCCUUCGCGGCACAACUCAAAGGACAGCCGUUUUAUUUUCUCAUGUCGAGCCUCUGUCGGGCUUCUUGAAAGAUGCAAAGUCUGUUUAUUUCAAAUCAACGCCUUUUAGCCUGUGUCAAAAAGAAGAUGUGAUGCUGUACAUAAGGCUACAUUCUUUGACUUUGUUUAUGUUUUUACAUGGAUUAAGAAGAGGUACUAUAGUAUUUUAGUUCCGGAUCAAUUAUUUAUUUCAAUUUCAAAUGUAUCGUGCAAAAGGUCCUUUAUGAAAAAGUGUGACUACGUAAAGUGCGUGCACAAAUAUCCAGUUUACCACACGAUAAUAAGUGUGUACGUACAUGCAUAUUUGUGUAUGAAUAUAACGAUAAAAUGAGGAGGACUAUAUUGACCAAAGACUAAAGUAUUUACUAAAAGCAAGGCAAGACAUGUUUUGUGAUAUGUUCUGGCAAACGUCAGCAACGAUCGCCGCCUGUUUGCUCGGCCUGAACCUUUUUUUUUCUUCUUGCCCAGCUGCUGGCGGUAAAGACUGCUUUAUUGUUUUCAUAAAAUAUAUUGAAUAAAAAGUAUUUAUUUUUUGUCUGUCGUUCUGGCAGCAAAGCGCAUUAAGUCUAAAUUAUCAUCGUGCCCUCAACCUUUAGAUGACGGAGGAUGUUUUUAAAGAUGGCUCUAUUUUCAAUAUUUUAUUUGUGCUCUUUGAGGAGCGCAAGUAGCUUCAGCUUCGGGUUCAAGCUCCUGUUUCACAACAUCAUUGGUUGCUUUUUCCGGAGUUGGAGCCGAUUAUGUCAACCCCUCUUUCCCCUUUUUUGGAGGUUUGAUUUUUGAUGCAAACGCGGGAACUUUGCUAGCGAGCAGUUGCGAAGGAAUCGGGGAGAGAAGUUUGGAUUUUGCCGCAGCCUGAUUGAAAAACGAGAAGAAUGAAAGAAGUAUAUCUUGUUUUGACUGAAUACUGUGCUUUGUAAUCCUGGAGGGGCAUAACUAUUUUCACUGUGAGGUUUUUAUUCUGCAGCAAAACUGCUUUCUUGCCAAACAUAAUCGCUUUGAAGCAUGUCUUAUUGUGCUAUCUUCAGUUCAUUUUGCUUUGGGGAAUUUCUACCACUUCUGUAUCCAUCAUUUGUAUAUUCUUAAUGUUAUGAUGAUGAUGAUUAAUUAUAACGCUUAUUCUGAUGAUUCCAUUCCAGUGAAAGGAUCAAAGACCAGCACGCUUUCUUGUUAAACGCCAGUGGUAAAGCUCAAGCUCACGGAAAGCAACCGCUCAACAUGCAGCCAAUGAAUUUUGCUUUUCCGACCUAAUAUACGACGCGGUAUUUCCGCUGGCCGUUGGUGCGAUCAUGUAUGGCAAGUAAUAACUUGCUGGCUGGUGUGUGCUCACAUAUAGUGAACAGAUUUUUGAAGGAUUCACUGUGCUUCUUGAUUUUAUUUUAUUUUUUUAUGACACUCCCGCAGUAUUGUAAAUCUCAGCCAGGCUUUGAAGUGAUGUCUCCUUUCCACGACUUAGCAGAGAACAGAAGAUACCUAUAUUUCAUGGUAUUAUACCACUAUGUGGUGAGUGGAUGGGGGGGAUUGGAGGCUGCACAUAUUUCUUUCAGGAUAAAAAUUCUUCAGUUCACGUAUUAUUUUCCCAGUCCUUCAGAAACAGUUGUGCUGUCGGCUGAGUUUGAUUGCCUUAAGUUAAUAUAAGACAUUUAUUAGAAUGACACUAUAUUGGAACUGUGCCUGCUGGCCCUUUCUGGACUGCUGAUGGAGAGAAAAGAAAAAGGGCUUGUUGAGAAUAUUCUCCGUGCAACAGCUCAUCGCCCAUGUUUUUUUUUUUUUGGGCCACAAGCGAAAGCCCUGACUCGACUUUUGCCACACCAACAGCGACAAAAAGUUUGGACUAAAGCCAGCUCGUGCAGCCAUGUGCUUUCAGUCUCUGCUUUGUCGCUCAUCAGGUGUUGCACGAGUGCCGGAAGACAGCAACGUAAUGGGGAACACCAACUAAAGUGUGACCAACAAAGAGUGGGUCAUAGAAGCAGAUAGAUUGGACAAGCGUUUAUAAAAAUGUGCAUUGUACGUAUGUAUUUAUUUCUAUUGGCUGUCCACGGACCUCUGUUCAUUGUUAACUCUUGGGAUGUUUUGCGGAAGCAGGAGAAGAAUAUUCUCCCCACACAACUGAAACAGUAUUUUUGCUCAGGCCUGAUAAAUAACCUUCCGUACUUGUUUGGUUUUAUUUGUGUUUUUCCUGAGUGGGAGUGGCCGUGUUUUGCGCCACAUGACAAGAGUUGAGGACUAUGACAAAGAGAAAAAUAAAAUUCCCCCUUGAAGAAAGAAAAUUAAAACAGGGAUCAAUGGCU